UGCUAUUCCUAUUGACAACAUGUUUCCUGCAGUGCACUGAGUGCUACAUAAUGUUACGUAAUUCUGCAGGUCUCUGCUCUCUGUGGGGCUCUCCAGGACAAGAGUGUGCUGGUGUCCAGAGCCACUCUCGACGUGAUUCUCGCCCUCUUCCCCCUCCACCGCCCCUUCCUCCCGCCCUCUGACCUCAUCCUCCUUCUCUCCUCUGCCCUCCUCACUCUACUCAGGAGAGACAUGUCCCUCAACCGGCGCCUCUACUCUUGGCUUCUCGGAACCCAGACAGACAAGACCUACCUGGAGACACAUUUUCCCGAGGUGGCAAAGGGAGCCGCAGACCAAGAAUCAGCUCAGACUCUAUACUUUGACAAGUUCGCCAGAACCCACCUCCUCUCUGCCCUGCGGUCGAUCAUCGCCUCCGCCUCACAAGCUACGAGACACUCUGCGGCCGUCUCGGACUCUGUCCUUCCCUAUCGCCUCCUGCGCUCGCUCAUGGACAAACCCGAGAUUGGAGAUUAUAUUGUGGUCGAUAUACUCCCUGACCUGAGCACAUGUUUGAAAAUCCAAGUUGAGAGCCUCGGCGGGUUUUCAACGGAGAAAUCGUCAACGAAGACUAGCACUCGUAGCAGUAAGUCGUCUGUGAAGGAUGGUUCUAGUAAGAAGACUGGGAAAAAGUCGCACAAAGUGGAAAUUUUACAGUCUGCGAACCUCUUUUUCAACUGUCUGGCUCCGGAGCAGCUGUGGCAGUGGAUGGAGUCACUGCUCACCAGGGCAAUAAUGACAGGGACAGUGGGGGAAGGGGGACAGUUGAGGACGGAGGGAAGCGAGGGAAAGGAGGGGGAGAAGAGGGAAGGUGGACGACAUGAGAGUCUGUAUGGUGAUGUGGGGGAGCUACAUUCUCCAAUCUCUCCCACAAGUCCAGUGAGGUUGAUAGUGGGUGCUGGGAGCAGUGUUGGUGGUGGUAAGACUGAGGAGAGAGGAGUACAGCUCUCUUGUUCUGCUACCUGCAAACUCAUCGUGUUCCUACUCCAAGUCCUUCCACUGGAAGCGAUGGAAGAUGUGUACAUCCACCACAUGCCCCAUCUCUGCUGGCACACCCUCCACUCACUCACAUCCCAAGAGCCACUCACCAUAAAGCCAAGAAGCCUGCAGCACUGUCUGGAGUUACUGCUGUUUGCCACUGCCAAGAUAGUCCAGGAGGCUUCUCCCUGCUCUUCUCCUGCCACAACUACUACCGCUGCUCUGUACCGAGAGCCACUGGGAGGGUCAGCCCUCGCCAGCCACGCAGACAAACUAAAGUGGAAACAUCUCACACAGUUCUCUGCCUUCUUCUCGAGAUUCAUCGGUUCCUGCAUGCAGUACAGCAGCCAGAGCUCGGGAGUGCCACCAGCUGGGGCUGUGGGUGGGUGUGGACGGAAGCUGUCCGACAGUGUGGGGAGGUGUUUUAUGAGCGGGUGUCACCUCGUGUGUUCCCUGGCCCAGAUGCCUCUCUCUCCAUCUCUACUGACUGAGAGUAAAGAAUCAUCUGGUGCUGUAUGGCUGCCUGGUAUGAAAUGGGUGUGUUCUGGAUCACAUGACUAUCAUGUGACCUUUACGGCACUGGAGACUCUGCUCACACUGCUGUCACAUGACAACUGCUCCAAGUCUCGUGAUGGCCUUCCUAAAACGGCUGUCAGUGUCCUGUGCCCCGAUAUCUCCUCUGUUGCCCGGGACUCUUCCUUUAUUGAGAGUGUGACGAGGUAUCUGUGGAGUGCUCUCAGUCCGUCUCUGUCUGACCUGCAUGUGGAGGCCUCGUCUCUCCUGUGCUGGACCCACACCCUCUGCCCCGGACACACCUGCGAGACCACACUGCUACGAGAGUUCACCACUGAGGGAAUGGAUGUCUACCAGAGGUUCACUGUACUCUGGCAGCACCUCCCGGACAAUGUUCAUGGUUCUCCAUGCAGGCCUUUCAGCAGGGCUCAGCUAAGGAUGGUGGAGGGAUUACAGAGCAGAGAUCUGGCCACCAGAGGCCUGGUGGGGUCGUGGGUCCACUUUGCUACUGCCAGGGGAAAACUCCACGCCCUCGUUGCCCCUCUCGUUAGGAUAAUCCUGGAUCAGGACGGGAAGAGGAAGGCCACAUUCUCGGGACAUCCAUCAGACAAUGGGAUGCCGGAAGAUGCCGGGAAGUACUACUGUUCUCCCUCUCACACAACAGGCCCCAGUGAGGGGGAGAUGGGUCAGGAGGGUGAGAUGAGACUGCUCUACACUCAGGUCCUGGACUCUGACCAGAUCCUGUAUGCCCUCAGUCUCACACAGGCAGUCCUCUCCGUCCAUCCGGUCUCUGUUAUUACUUCUCUCGCCACGUCUCAAGUGAACCUCUCUACCUAUGGAGCUGGGGGCGAGGGCGCAACCGAGCAAUCUGUCUGUGGAACACCUCAAAAGAGCCUCCUGGAAGUGAUCCUACUCUCUCUGGCUGCUUUCAUUCGCUCUGAGUACUCCCCCGCCGUGGAGGUGACUGUGGCAAACGUGGUUGAGAACCUCCGUGUUAAGUCGACGGCAGUGGAGAUUAUUGGGUUCCUGUUGUACCAGUUCUCCAUCAUCCUCUCUUCCUCUUCCUCGUCCUCUGAGCAACAAGCCUCCUCUAGGACUACUGGUAGCAGCAGAGGCCUUGUUCACAAUCCCAGCUACGUCUCUGCCCUGGUCACUCUCUGUGACGUCCAGAAAGUCCUUCUUCUGACACUGUCGCAAGUCGUGAGGGAAUUCCCUGCCACUACAGAAUGUGCUUUCGAAGGCUUAAAUGGGGAAGCCCCUCCUAUUAAAGCCAGCAAUAAGGCACAUCAUAUGGUGGAAGAAGUUGGUUCAAGUAGGGUUAUUAAAAUUGGAGAGAUCCCGAGCACCCCACUGCAAGUUCUCUUUGUCAAUCUCCUACGCUGUCUCCACAAUCUUGUGUCACUGGAGACCCAGUGCAUCCCGUCGUCCCCUGCAGCCGUGACACCCAGCUUCAAACACACAAAGAGAUCUCUCUCUUCCACCGACACUCUAGUUCGCCCCGGUCUCAGCACAAUCGCUCAACCCUUUUUCCAGUCGCUGGUUGUUGAAACUCUGGCCGACCCUGCCCUCUCUUCCCUCCACCCCCACCUCCUCCACAUGUUCUCUGCCACUCUCCCCCACCCGUCGGCUCAGCUUGAUGACCUGGCACCCAAGAUACUGCGACAACUGUGCCGAAACCUCGAGGUGGGUGUGGCUGAGGGUAAAUCCAGGAGCAAGGAGGAGACGUCACGUGAGAGCACCGAGACCAGUAGUGGGGGGAUGGCCGUGGUGAGCAACGUACAGGCUCUGGUGAACAUUAUCCUCUGCUGUCUCUUUGGGGAUUUCCCCCUUCAGAGUGUCUCCCUUAAGCACGGCUCGCUCAACCGGUUUUGGGACGCCGAGUACGUGAGCCGCUCGGACGAGUCGGAGGAAGUGUCCACGCCCACCUCGAAACAGCCGUCGACAAUGUCGUGGCUUCUCGGAGUGUUUGCCGGUGGUGGACAGAACAAGGCCGCCUCGUCGCCGGUCGGGGCAAGAUCGCCGAAACUGGGACUGUCCGAAGGUAAAGUGGGUCGCUCGAUUCGACUGUUGCUGCCUGCUGUGUACAAUGCCUUGACUGAGGUGUGGACUUGGUUCAGCAGUAGAGUUAAGAAAUCUUCCGAGAGAGACGGUAACGACAGGGUGAGGGGUGAUGGAGGAGGGAGGGGAGGAGGCUGGUUACAUAUUGAGAAGAGAAGAGCAGAGUAUGAGGAUGUAGAGAGUCUUGUACUGGGUCUACUGGGGUCUCUGGCGUCAUGUGAGCCCUCAACCUUCUUCUCUUCCGUCUCCACCGUCUGGCUGGAGUGGGAUUUGGAUUCAAAAGUCAAUCCCAGCAGCAAGAAGAGUUCCAAGAGGAAGGAUGCCUUUGUUCUCAUGUUGCACCGCAUCCAGGUGUUGCCCCUGGAGCAGUUCAUCCGCAGUGUCCAGUUCUCGUUCUCGGACCUGGGCAGAGCUGAGGACCCCGAGUCCUCCUCUCUCAGACAGAAAUACCUCCUCCACUUUCUCUACAAGUACAUCAGCAGUCCACUGCAGAGUUGGGAGGAGCUGGCUGGCUGUCACUCAAUCGUGGUACUCCUCCUCAGAGACUGCUACACUCAGUGCUACAACGGAACCUCAGAGAGCCUCCAGAACAACUGUCACCUCCUCUGCAUGCUGGCCAGCAUUCUGCAUGUCUAUCAUCUGUCGGGUACCUGGACUGGAAAAGAGAGGGAAGAAAGAGAGAAAAGAGCUUCAGGAUUUGACUCUGAAGUUAUGUGAGGUGCUGAGUUCAGCCGCUGGCUAUUCUCCACCUCCAUCCAAUGACCCACCUCCUUCCCCCUCCUCUCCUCCCUCUCUCCCUCCACUUCCUCCCACCACUACCGACACCUCAACCAGACACUCUCAGACUGCCAGAGACGGCUUUGAAAUAGUGGAACACUCUGACUUGAACAUGUCCCAGAAGAUACAACCUCCAAAGGUGUUGGUUGGUGAACCGAAAAGUGGAUCUGCAGUGAAUAACAAUUCGUUAGUCUCUCAAACAACAAGGGGCCGGCCCCUCGUCAGCUCACCACAGUCCAUCUCACCCACCUGGUAGUGAGGAGGGAGACGUCAUUGCCGGGCACAUAAGGUCAUCCAUCGCCACAUUGCAACAACCGCCUGGGUCCACCGUUGCCAGGAGACAGCAGAGGAAUGCAAUAGAUGUCUCACCAGGAGCACAGGCUCUCGCUGUGCUAGCCUCUACUGUGUCUCACUUCAUUGAUGGAGUAUUUGGUAGCUCAGAGAAAGAAAAGAUACUGGCACUCCUCAAAGUUGUUCUUCACAACAUCUGGCCUCACCUUCAGAACCACAGCCCAGAGACCCAGAGGCUCUACCACAGCAGUGUGCAACUCCUCUCCUCCCUCAGUGGGUUCCAGGCCACACGGAAGGCAUGGCGACGAGAGACCUUUGACCUCUUCAUGGCCAACAACUUUUUCGUCAUGAGACUUGAGAGCUUGCAGGAAUGGAAGGUGUUGGUGGACAACCUGAUGACACAGGACAAGACGACAUUCAGAGAUCUCCUCACAAGACUGGCUCCUGGACUGGCUCCUGGUCUCUCCAAUAUCUUCACCACUGCCGAACAGGAAGCACAGAAUACGGCCAGGAUUGUAAAGAGAAUGGCAUUUGCCAUUUUCUCAGCCGAGACAGAUCAGUACACCACCUACCUCCCUGAUAUACAAGAGAAGUUGUCGGACUGUUUGAAGCUCCAGCGUCAUCCGGUGGUGACCUCGGACGUCUUCCUGGGUUUCAGGACUCUGCUCCUGAGAUUUUCUCCCACUCACCUCCUCUCCUUCUGGCCCGCCAUUGUCUCUGAAACUCUCUCAGUACUGCAGGAGAUGGAGGGAGACUUGGUCCAGGAGUCGAGGGCUGGGGAGGUGGUGUCCUCCCCAGCCCAGCUCCGUCUCUACCUCUCCGUCGCCAAACUGCUGCAUACGGCCUCCUCCCUCCCUCACACCUUCCUCCCUCACUUCCAGUAUCUGCAGUGGGGGUUCAGUGAUGUAGGGAGUCCCCAUUCCAUGUCAACUUCCUGUCUGGGAACGGGACCUGUGUACCGGAUCUGCACCCUCUUCUCCACUGUUGAAGGGAUGGAAAGAGAUGACUCUAAAGGGGGAGUAAAUUUGCCAGGACUUCACAGAAUCACUUCCGUCCGGGAACUUGCGCCGUUCUUCACUUCCCUCACCCCCCAUAACCCCUGGGGUCUUCGCCAAUCACACACCGUCACCGGCGAGUCUCCAAUAAAAGCCCACCAUGUCUCCAGUGGGCACCAGCAGACAGUUCAGAUCAGUGCGGCUGAGAAAGACCUGCUCAGAGAUUUCCUUGAGCCUUUUUGUAGUUGAUUGUGUGUUUGUGUGUGUAUAUGUUGUGUUUGUGGUAGUGUGUUUUGUAUCAUUUUCAAUUUUUAUCAUCAUUGCAUAUUGUUCAACAGGUGUGUCUCCUUCGCUUGUAAUAAAUUCCUGUGCUGUAUUGUGGCCAACACAAAGUUAAUAAUAACACCUUGUGAUUGAUACCA
Molecule: messenger RNA, 6070 nt
Organism: Geodia barretti
Lineage: Eukaryota; Metazoa; Porifera; Demospongiae; Tetractinellida; Geodiidae
Source: the annotation of a GenBank genome assembly